This is a messenger RNA of Pseudogymnoascus verrucosus, 762 nucleotides long. RefSeq lists its product as uncharacterized. Bases 75 to 656 code for a protein of 193 amino acids. The transcript has 2 exons. Gene Ontology annotation, cellular component: mitochondrion. Gene Ontology annotation, biological process: autophagy of mitochondrion. The record is from RefSeq and is a predicted model, not a curated record. Lineage: Eukaryota; Fungi; Ascomycota; Leotiomycetes; Thelebolales; Thelebolaceae.
GCCAUUUGGAACUCAAGCUCUCCGUGCAUAUCAACUUCGGAAAUCACGGCUGGCUUUUGCCCAUAAUCUCCAAAAUGUAUACUCGUCCUGGUGUACCGCCGUUCAAGCUCAUCGGAUCCAUUUCCUUGGGCCUCCUGACCGGAGUCUCAUAUACCUUGAAUGCCAUAGCUGUACCAGCGCUCCUGACGCUACCCUCCUCCGCAACCGCAUCGACCGCCUUCACCCUUCUUAAUACCCGCGCCGUCCAAACUCUCCGUGUAUUCACUGGGUUAUCAACUGUCUGCUUCCUCUCUGCAUACGCCCUGUCUCCUCGCGGCUUCCGCCACCCAUAUCUCCUCUGGAGCACACUCAUUGUUGCGGCAAGCGGCUCCGUCGACCUAUUUCUCCAGCCCGCUCGCGCAUCCUCGUCUCCGGCGCUUAAGGAACGGGUCAGGAAGGACAAGGGAAAGGCUAAGCUGGAUGCCAGCUAUGAGUUGCUUGGCGACAGCAAUAGUGAUGCAGGGAUUAGCGAUGAAGGCAGCGAGGAAGAUGUGAAUGGCGAGGACGUGAGGGCUGAAAUGCUGGGCUUCAAGUCGCUACAGGCUCUUAGGUUCUACCUUUCUGGUGCAGGAUUUGUGGUGAGCUUGAUUGGCUUGUGGGGCGAUGGCGCCUGGUGAAGGGGCCGUUGGUAGUGAUGAUAUUAUGAUGGAAAUCGAAGGGUGGGCAGGUGUUUCAUAGGCGAAUCGGAAAGUCGCAACUUUAUAUAAGAAAAAUAAAACAUGG